GGAGCAGCGAGCGCCCGUUGGAGCGGGAGGAGGCCCGAGGUCCGCGUCAUGUGAGGCGUUUGUUGACUUCCUCGCAAGGCGGCGGGCGGGGCCGGCGUCCCGGGGACUUCCCGCGGAGGCCGAGGCCGGUACCGGCACCCCGGCGGGGCGGAGACGAUGGGAGCCCGAGGGGGCCCGGGCAGAGAGUGGGGCGGCCGUGGCGCUGCCUUCCCGCUGAGGUGACCGACCGCUUCUGACCCGCUAGGCCCGGGCAAGGCCCGGAGAGGAGGAGCGGGGUGGCGGGGGCUUGAGUGGCGUCUCUGGCCGCUUCUGCUGUACGGGUGAAAUGUCAUCGAGGCAUCCCCGCUGAGGGACGAUGGGCAUCGAUUAAAAGUACUGCUAACCAGUCUCAGCUGUCAUGGAGGAGUUGGUAGAGGAUGACAUCUGUAUUUUGAACCAUGAAAAAGCAGACAACACUCAUAAGAGAGACAGGGAGAUUCCUGUUUCAUCUUACAGUGGAGAUGAGUCUGUUGCCUCGCACUUCGCACUUGUCACUGCAUAUGAAGAUAUCAAGAAACGACUAAAGGAGACAGAGAAGGAAAACUCCUUCUUAAAAAAAAGAGUGAGAAUUCUAGAAGAGAAGCUGCUUGGCUCCCGGCUGGAAGAGGAAUGCAGUUCAGUUGGACGUGAGCAAGUAAAUAAGGCAUACCAAGCCUAUCGAGAGGCCUGCAUCGACCGAGAUAAUCUGAAAAGCAAACUGGAUAAAAUGAUGAAAGAAAGUGCGGAGUCUUUGAAAAACUUGAAUGAACAGUUGCAGUCUAAAGAAGUAGAGCUGUUACAACUAAGAACUGAAGUGGAAACUCAACAAGUGAUGAAAAAUCUGAAUUGUACACAGUCCAGCUGGGAAAUAGAGAAGCUGAACAGUGACCUGAAAGUGCAUAGUCUAGAACAGGAUCUAGAAAAGCUCAAGCAAGAGUGCAACAGUCUCAGAAAUGAGUUGCAAAAAUCCAAGCAGAAGGACCAGGCUCAAGAAGAAAAUCCAUUAAAUGGCGACUUCCUUCAAAAGGAAGACAUCCAGAGAAGUGUGCAUCAAGCAUAUUGGGAACUGAAGAGAGAAAUGUCGAAUUUGCGUCUACUGAGCGAAAUGCAAGCUGAGGUUCUACGGAAACUGAAAACACACCCAACAGCGACCAAGAAAGCUGCCUCUACUGCACCAGUACAGUGUGUCGACUUGAACGUCUCAAAGCCGAAUUUGACAUCUGGGGUAGUCUAUAAAAAACUGUCACAAAAUGAUCGAGUGCUCUGCAACGCUGUGUCUCCCCCUCUGCCGAGGGAUGCGAGAAUCCCCUCUGAAAGGGUCACUCUACAAGCAUGGACAGAUGAGAGACCCAUUCCCGUCGAUGGCAAACCAUUUCAGGAACACCAUUCUUAUGGAAAGAGCUCUCUGGAAGAUAAUUCCUGGGUAUUCCCAAGUCCUCCAAAGCCUAAUGAGAAUGUGUUUUGGGAAAUGAAAAACAAAACCACCUUGUUAAACUGUCCAGCUGAUUACCUGGAUCAGUGUAAUCAAAACUGUCUGCACAAGAGUUAAAGAGUUUUUAGAAUGAUCUGAGGCAUUUUUUAGAAUCGUUGUGAAUAGGCACCUUAAUGCUUGAACUUUUAAAGAGGGAAAACAAAUUGCCUGAAUUGGUCAUGGACUGUUUUGUUGGUUUUAAUUUUAGUUCUGAAACAGAAAGCCUAGUCUUCCUCUGCUGUAAGUCAGGAGCAAGUUUCUUGAAGCUAAAGCUGUGCUGGUAUAAUGUAAAUGUAAAGAAAUCUAGCACGGGGCCUAGAUAGCCUUGUAUUGCAAAAUUACAUACAUUUGCAAAAUAUGACACUGAAGAGUGAGUUCUUGGAAUAAAACAAAAUAAUCCAGUUUGGUAUUUGUUUGCUAUUUGUAUGUUAUCCAAAAAGCACUUGGUAUCUAAUGUUAAGAUGUGUAACAGCUCCGAGCUUAUUUUUAACUGUGUGGGUUUUUGUUUUUCCAGAGUAAGACAUAAAAUGAAGAAUUGCGUUCUCUCUCCCUUCCCCGUUUCAAUUAACUUUCCGAUUCCUCUGGUUUAGAAAUGCAUUUUUAUGUAAUUUUAGCCAAGAAAGGUGAGGUAUUUUUUUGGUCAAAAUCUUGAUUAGUGGCAAGAGAAGACUUCACUCCUAGGCUAUCCAGCUUAUAUGGCACCAUUUUGGGCCUUAUUGUGCGUUACAAAGGAUGAUGAGUGAUGCUGCUGGACACUGUGAAUCCUGCAUAUGCAGCUCGUUUCCUUCAGUUCCCGCUGUAGGAAAGCGAGUGAAUUCUGUGCGCAGCGGUGCGGGCGCGGACCGUCCUGUUCUCAGUGCGGUGAUCCUCACGGUGCCUCCUCUGCACAGCACCAGAACCAUGACUUUUCAUUCGUGUGGUGGUGAAGGCUACUACUUUAAGACACAAAGCCUUAAUUUAAUUGGAUUAGGUGGUGUAGCACUGUUGAUCUCCAUAAGAAGUGGUUUUGUGGUAUCUUUAGUAUGCCACUAAGAGCUAUUUGAAUUGCAGCUGUCUGCUUUAUAGAUUAUGGGUGUCUAAGAAGUACUUUACUUUUUUCCUCUUAAGGUCAAGAACUGGUUUUAGACAAAUACAAUUUAUGCCUAUUUUUUUUUUCUAAACUGCUCUGCUUCAUUUCUGGCUUAGUACGAGGGGGUUAAGUAAAAUGCCUUGACUGCUCAGUACGUUGAAGAAAAAUGCUUUGUAUUUUAGAUGAUACCUAACUUGUAAUGGGUGGGAAGAUAAUACUAAAUAUGUUAUUUAGCGAUGUGUGGGUGGGUGAAGUAUUCAACUUCACAGGUCCAGCUUAAGAUCAGUGUAAUAAAAAUUAAUUUCACAGCUGUUUAGUAGCAAAUUAUGUUAAAAUUGCUUGCAAAUACAUGGAGAAGCUGUGAUCAUACCACAGCCACAGUAAUGAGGGGUAGUAAAAGUGUCACUGAGGUGCUACACGACCUGUGUGGUUCCAGAGCCUUCCUCCCCUCUGGAGUACGAACUUCAUACGAUGCCCGUUUUCUCCUCUGCUUUCAGUUUGUCUAUCAAAGUUUAAAAAAUGCCUUGCAGCUACCUUCUGCUGUAUUAGUGAACAGCAUACAUAAAUAAUGUUUCCCACUCAGCAGAUAUUGUUUUUAUAUUUUGAUUAUCUUGCUCACGUAUACUGGCUUGUCUGUGAUUAAUGGAAAUGGUGUCAGAUGCUGGAAUUUAUUCUGACCAAUGAACACAGCUGACUCAGGGGAGUACAAUCUCUUGGAAAGUAAUAGAACAAAACCCAAUAUGCAUAAAACAAAUCCAAGUCACUAGGCUUCAGCUGAUAAAACCAACUACCUGUGUAAUAACAAAGCAGCAAACACUUCUCAUGUGGCUACAUAAGGUAUACGGUAUCUAGUUCAAAUGUAGCUGAUUUUUUGGGGUUCCCCACCUCCACGUCACAGAGGUUUUUUUAUUAAGUAAUGUAUUAUUUGACAGGCAUCAACGUGAUUAAUACUUCAAUUUGUGCAAUGAAGGAAUUCUACUGUGUAAGAUUUUAAAUAAAUUUAUUUUUGUUUGAAA
Messenger RNA from Columba livia (rock pigeon), 3574 nucleotides. RefSeq names its product 5-azacytidine induced 2 (gene AZI2). NCBI's taxonomy places the organism in Eukaryota, Metazoa, Chordata, Aves, Columbiformes, Columbidae. The coding region runs from base 398 to 1567 and encodes 389 amino acids. The record is from RefSeq and is a predicted model, not a curated record. The transcript has 9 exons. Gene Ontology annotation, cellular component: cytoplasm. Gene Ontology annotation, biological process: canonical NF-kappaB signal transduction.